AUGCCGAUACGUUGCGUGGCGUGUUGCGGUGGUCGAAGUAAUGUGGCACAAAUGUCUCGAGAAUUGGCCCAGGGUGCACAUGUGGUAGUUGGGACACCAGGCCGAGUUUUGGAUCUGAUUCGUCAAGGUAGUCUUCGGGUAGACCAUUUGCGGUCAUUCGUCUUGGACGAGGCCGAUGAAAUGCUCAAUCGUGGACUGCGGGAACAGCUUGAAGAGAUCUACCGUCGACUUCCGCUAGCCGAUGAAUGGGCACUCACGUGCGGUGCUCGACGGGAGGGUACACAGUGUGUAAUCGUCUCUGCGACCAUGCCCACGGAACAGCUGGAAAUGAUCCAACGCUUCACGCGUAACCCUGUGCAUAUUCUCGUUCCCCGUCAUAUUAGUAUGUCUCUCAAGCCUCUGAUCCGUUUNGGUGCAGUUGAGGCAUUGCCGGCGAUCGAUCAAUACAAGUAA
Echinostoma caproni is the source of this 453-nucleotide messenger RNA. The record is from the annotation of a GenBank genome assembly. Lineage: Eukaryota; Metazoa; Platyhelminthes; Trematoda; Plagiorchiida; Echinostomatidae.